Trifolium pratense (red clover) is the source of this 2268-nucleotide messenger RNA. Its product is annotated as inorganic phosphate transporter 1-4-like. The coding region runs from base 121 to 1740 and encodes 539 amino acids. The record is from RefSeq and is a predicted model, not a curated record. NCBI's taxonomy places the organism in Eukaryota, Viridiplantae, Streptophyta, Magnoliopsida, Fabales, Fabaceae. Gene Ontology annotation, molecular function: phosphate transmembrane transporter activity. Gene Ontology annotation, biological process: transmembrane transport; phosphate ion transport. Gene Ontology annotation, cellular component: membrane. The transcript has a single exon.
UUUGUGUUGUUUGCAAAUGAUUCAAGACAAAAUAGCAUAAUAUUUGCAACCUGCAUGCAUUUCCCAAUUUUGCAGAGAGAAGUAAAUCAUGUAGAGAGAGAGAAGGAAAGACAUUGAGGUAUGGCCAAUGAGCAAAUCCAAGUGCUAAAUAAACUUGAUGUAGCAAAAACACAAUGUUACCAUUUCACAGCAAUUAUCAUAGCUGGUAUGGGAUUCUUCACCGAUGCCUACGAUCUAUUCUGCGUAUCACUUGUCACAAAGCUACUCGGUCGCAUAUACUACCAUGUCAAUGGAGCUGAAAACCCAGGGACAUUACCACCAAAUGUUGCAGGAGCGGUUAACGGCAUUGCUUUUGUUGGAACACUUUUCGGACAACUUUACUUCGGAUGGCUCGGAGACAAAUUAGGCCGUAAAAAAGUCUAUGGCUUGACAUUAGCCCUUAUGGUUUUAUGUUCCUUAUGUUCAGGUCUUUCUUGUGGAACUGGACCAAAAGCUGUGAUGACAACUCUUUGUUUUUUUAGAUUUUGGCUUGGUUUUGGUAUUGGUGGUGAUUAUCCACUUUCUGCUACUAUUAUGUCAGAAUACUCAAAUAAAAAGACACGUGGCGCAUUUAUAGCUGCAGUUUUUGCUAUGCAGGGUUUUGGAAUUUUAGCAGGUGGUGCAUUUGCUAUGUUAGUUUCAACUGCAUUUAAAUCAAAAUUUGAUGCACCAGCUUACAUGGUUGAUCCAUUAGGUUCAACGGUUCCUGAAGCCGAUUAUGUUUGGAGGAUAAUCGUAAUGUUUGGAGCAAUUCCAGCUGCAAUGACUUAUUAUUUAAGAUCUAAGAUGCCUGAAACUGCACGCUACACCGCACUUGUUGAGAAGAAUAUUGAAAAAGCUGCAGCAGAUAUGUCUAAGGUUUUGAACACAGAUAUUAAAGCUGAACCUACAAUAGUUGUUGAUCCUAUUCAAGAGAAGAAUCAAUUUGGACUUCUUUCGAAAGAGUUUAUGUCUCGUCAUGGUUUGCAUUUACUCGGAACAACAUCCACAUGGUUUUUGCUUGAUGUCGCAUUUUAUAGUCAAAAUCUUUUCCAGAAAGAUAUCUUCAGUGAUGUUGGUUGGAUUCCAGCUGCAAAGACGAUGAAUGCACUCGAAGAGGUUUUUAGAAUUGCGAGAGCACAAACUCUUAUUGCAUUAGGCAGUACAGUUCCUGGUUACUGGUUCACGGUUGCAUUCAUAGAUAGAAUUGGAAGGUUCACUAUUCAGUUAAUGGGAUUCUUUUUCAUGACACUUUUUAUGUUCACUCUUGCUAUUCCUUAUGAUUACUGGACACUUAAAGAAAACAGAAACGGGUUUAUUGUGCUCUAUUCCUUAACUUUCUUCUUUGCGAAUUUCGGGCCUAAUGCUACCACAUUUGUUGUGGCAGCCGAGAUUUUCCCAGCUAGGUUUAGAUCAACUUGUCACGGAAUAUCGUCUGCAUCAGGGAAAUUAGGAGCGAUGGUUGGCGCAUUCGGGUUUUUAUAUUUGGCACAGAAUCAGGACCCGAGUAAAGCCGAUGCAGGCUACCCUGCAGGUAUUGGUGUGAGAAACUCAUUGCUUUUGUUAGGUGCGAUUAACAUUUUGGGAUUCUGCUUUACUUUCUUAGUUCCUGAGACAAAAGGAAAAUCUCUUGAAGAAAUAUCAGGUGAGGAAAUUGACGAAAUUGUUGAUACUACCAGUCAUCAAAGCAACAAUAGUGGCAGAUUGAUGUCAUAUCCUUAGGUUAUGAGCUUAUGAUCAUCAUCAUCAUCAUCGACAAAACUACUAACUGUGCUCCAACCAGCUUGAACCAAGGUUGGCUCAAAUGUAAUGAGGAUGUAGGAUUUAUCUCAAUACUGGUAUUAAGUCAUCGGCGGGUCAAAAACAAUGGAGGCGAAUUUAUUCUAGUUCAAACUAGUUGGAAGUAUGCAAAGUUGUCUACGAUUGAACAGGUAAAGAUUGUGUUAUAUGAAGCAAUUCAGAUGACCAUCAACAAAGGGUAGUAGUAUUUGAGAGUGUAUCUCAAAUGUUAGUAGGCUCGAUUUAUCCGAAGUGACUGGUAGGUAGAUCAGAGUUUAGUUCUAUUAAUUUUAGCAUUCGUACUAGCUUGUGAAUAUUCGUACUAGCUUAUGAAAGUAAGUUUGAUUUAUUAAAAUAAAUAAUCACAACUCAAGUGAUGCACAAAUUUUAAUAUAUACUCCCCAUUAUGUGUUUCAAAUAUACAGUUAACAAUAUUUAUAGUUGAUGGUUAUAAUAGAAAAAUGUCACAAU